Messenger RNA from Colletotrichum abscissum, 219 nucleotides. RefSeq lists its product as uncharacterized. The coding region runs from base 1 to 219 and encodes 72 amino acids. NCBI's taxonomy places the organism in Eukaryota, Fungi, Ascomycota, Sordariomycetes, Glomerellales, Glomerellaceae. The record is from RefSeq and is a predicted model, not a curated record. The transcript is spliced from 2 exons.
AUGGACAAGCUCAAGAACCUCGCCUCCGGAAGCUCCGGCAACACUGCCGCUGCCCCAGGCCAGCAGAAGCAGGAUCCUGUCGAUAAGAUCUUCGACGCUGGCUCCAAGAAGGCUGGACACGACUUCUCUCCCAGCACGGACGAGAAGAUCACCGAUGCUGGUCGCGGAAUCUACGAGAAGGUGACCGGAAAGAAGGUCAACCCUAAGAUUUCCAACUAA